Saxophila tyrrhenica is the source of this 3318-nucleotide messenger RNA. It is a transcript of the gene RGR1, whose product is annotated as mediator complex subunit. Lineage: Eukaryota; Fungi; Ascomycota; Dothideomycetes; Mycosphaerellales; Extremaceae. Gene Ontology annotation, biological process: regulation of transcription by RNA polymerase II. Gene Ontology annotation, cellular component: core mediator complex; mediator complex. The record is from RefSeq and is a predicted model, not a curated record. Bases 1 to 3318 code for a protein of 1105 amino acids. Gene Ontology annotation, molecular function: transcription coregulator activity. The transcript has a single exon.
AUGCCCGGCAGGCUCAUGGACGAGGACGCAGCGCCGGGGUCGUUGGACCUGAAGAAAGAUCGGAGCCAAGCGCAAGGAGCUUCACACCAGCAAGCGCUGCCUGUGAAGUCACCUGCGGAUACACAGGUGAAUGGCACCACUCGCGACGGUCCAAAUGGCGUCCUCACGAAUGGAGCUUCGAGCGAGCAAACACAUACCACUGGGAACGGCGAACCUAGCAACAUGGCGGUAGCAACAUCGAGUGCGGAAGGUCCUCCACCGCUAGAUCAGUCAUGGCGAUCGCGCGAGCAGAACAAGUCGCUAGGUCUUCUGAUGAAUCGAGUAGCCCAGCAAUGCUAUUUCGACCUGAACAAGACGUUGGACGACAUGUCGGCGAUUCCAACUGCACCAUCACAACCGCAACUACCGAACGGCGUAGGGCCGCAUACCGGUCCCGACACGUCAGAACCCAGCGUCAAGAAAAAGCGGAUGAUUAUGGACUUCGCGAACGACCAGCGAGACCGAUUCAUCAAGACCCUGGUUCUAUCCGACUGGAGCCGCAACGAAGAGGAGAAAGCUCGUAUGAUCGAUGUCAAAGUGUGGCUCGACAAGCAAACGGCCUUGUACAGGCAAGCAGAAGAUGCGGUAGCGAGAGCGAAAAUGAACAUGCAGCAAGCCAAGGUUCCUAAUCCCAACAUCGAGGGCGCAAUGGAAGUUUUGGCGACAGGGAAGGCAUCGUGGGUCCCGGAUCUUGGGUACAUCCGGCCCAAGAAGCUCAGUGCGAAACAAUUGCUCAAGACGAUGAGAGACAUGAAUGUUAUCCUGGGCACGAGAUUGAGCCUGCACGAAGACCUCCCAUUCUACUUCCGCGACUAUUCCAUCGCGGAUGGUCGGGUAACUUUCAUGGUGAAGGACGAGUUCGAGGUCGACUUAUCGGUUGCGGAUGAAGACCCGGCCACGCAACUCUAUUUUAUCGAUAUCAGAUUAUCUUUCGAGCCCACCACACCAGUCUUGGACGAUCGGAUACGAGGGUUUCUGGAAGGCAAAAUCAACGUGCAACUAGCAUCGAAGGGUCUGCAAGGCUGCUACGACUUCCUUCACAACUUUGUGCUCACGCAUAAGCUCACCAUCCUCCAAGACCAGGCUACCGAGCUGACUCGAGGCAAAUGGUUCGACUGCAUCAAGAUCGAGAAGUUGCGUAGGAGCUUGGUCGUGCAGUACUGGGCUGGUCUGCCAGGACCGAAGAGUUGGAUCGAGAUUGGCAUCAGCAGUGGUAAGCAGACUACUACCAGCAUACGGCGACCUGCCACUCCUCACAUAUCGGUACGAUGGUUUCAAAGAAGUGUCGAGAUCAAAGGCGAGAAGCUGGAGUUCGACUGGCAGCAACUCGACGUUGAGAAGUGCUUGAUGCACGUCAUUGAACGGCAUACAGCGAGCAUACUGGAUGACCUACGAACUCGAAUUUGCGCGCUUGUACCCGCCGAUGCGCCUUUCAAAGCAAAGGUAUCCGAUGCGGGCGGAUGCCAGGUGCUAUCGCUCUCUUUGCCCUCGCUUAGGCAGCCGAUUGAAGUCCGGAUCGAGCCAGUGACAGGUCAAUACUCGAUCACACCGCCCUCGACAGCCUCCUUGAACAUUGAGCGCCGACUGAACAACCAUCCUACUGCGGACCCAGCUCGCUGGCUCGCUGGCCUUCCAUGUGCCGUGGUGCAAGACCAAGUCUUCAAGCAGGCGGACUUACUCCGGUGGUCUCCUGUAAAGCACCUUGUUCGGCAAGACAACCUCACGGCUGUCUUCGGCGAGAAGCUGCAGCACUUUAGCAUCUUCACACCCAGCCGCGCAUGGAGCGAUGACUGGGCUCUGGCGGUCACAUUCAGCCUUCAGGGCGAGAAGUGGUGGGCCGCAGAGCUCGAAGAGAGGCGGAGCGAGCUUCCCAACGGUACCGGGAGGAUCAUCAAGAAAGUGACCCCUGUGGAUCCUGCACCGGAUGGGCAAAGAAAAGACAUCAGCACCUCACGCGACACACUCAGCCAAGUUGCGCGACGCGCUGUUGGCGAUGUCGCGGUCAGCACACUGUCGGCUCAGCUCAAGGGCGAACACAUUCCGCACUCGAUGCAGAAGGUAUUCCCGCAAGGUGAUUGUGAAGGAGUCGAGAGGCAUGAUCGGAUAUUUCCUACUGCACUCUUCAUCAGUUUCUCAAAGCUAAGGAAGGGUAUGCAGAGAGGGAAGUGGAAGCCGUGGGCCCACGAGGCAGUGCGCUUGAGCCAUCAUGGUCUGGUUCAUGACGCCCGCGGCGAGGGUGUUGGCAGCAAGCAAGUGAGGCACGAUUUACGACUAUCGCUGGACCCCGGGAAGUUUAAGGAGCUUCACAAACACAUCCAAAACUCUGGCGAGCGUGAUCUGGCUCUCAAUCCUCAUGGUGGAGUGGCGCUGAAGUUCAUCACCCCAUUCGGUCAGCCAUUCAUUAAGAAGAUGCGGCAACGGCUGCAGACCGUCGAACAGCUCGAUCAAUGUGCCAACAUCCUUAAACAGCGACAUUUUGUUUGCGGCCAUCUCAGCUUGUCUCGGCUGCAGUUCACUUACCACACGACUCCUGAGCUGAGCGUGGAGAUGACGUUCCCUACUGAGGCCGAGGGCAUUACCACUCUGAAGUUUCAUCCUCACGACAACAACCCUCAUCGACGUGUUAAGGUGAUGAUGGAACAGGCCUUUAACGCGACGGACAGCAAAGCCUUCGACAUCUUCACCCACACCUUGUCAUUGACAUUGCCCGUCUUGCAGACUUUCAACCGCCUCGAAGCGAAGGACCCGGUCUGCCGAGUGAUAGCGAUCCACCCGCGAAACACGACUUGGUACAGCAUCGCCUACCACCCGCCCUUGCCACGAUGCACUUUCACUCUACGCACGAGGAUACGGCGUGAAGGCGAGGAUACGUCGGUGAAGUGGAUCAUUGAGGACUUCCACUCCUCGAUCAAAGGCCAAAACCUGCCCGAGGAGCUCAACACAGCCAUGCAAGAGCUCUACAAAGAGAGCGCAGAGCACUGGGAGGGUAUGGGAAGCGCGAUUGUUGCUGAUGCGCAGGGCGCCGCCGAGGCGCUGGAGAAGUUAGACGGGAUCGUUCGACGUUUCGAGUCCGUGCCGGGUCAGCCGCAGGCUGCUGAGAGCACACAACAGCAACAGCAGCCGACGGACUUGCCGAAGGGCACUUCGCAGAGCAAUGGGCAGGCGAGCGGGCAGGCGAACGGACAGGCGAGGCAAAACCCCAAGCAGUCGAAGCCGUCGACGUCUUCGAAGUCCUCAAAGCCAGUUAAGCAGGAGCCCGAUUUGAUUAUGUUAGAUUAG